UGCUGAUGAUAUUCGCAAGCAUCUUGUAGAAUCGAUGAGUUGUAGGAAAGUUUGUAUGCGUGUUUACGGUAUGAUAACAUUCGACAGAAUAAAGCUCAAGUGUCGAUUUCCUCGGUACUGCACCAAAAAAUAACUUUUUUCAAUCAAUCUGCUUUCUGAUUGGUGAAUACAAAGUAGGCGUGGUUUAAAUGCGACAUUCUUAUUGGUUAAAACAAUAUUUUCUAGAGAUAGUGUGCGCGGAUGGUUUUAACUCUCAUUCUGUAUCAGAAAGAUGAACAGAGCAGCCGCAAAUUUACUUAGCUCAUUCAUGACGAAGAGCCGUCAACAAGCAAUGGAAACAUUUGUUGUAUACAAACGAAGAGGCCUUAUUAGAAGAGCUCAGAACUUGAUCGAAAACAUCGAUAACGUCGUUACUUGCAUCAACUUGGAUCGCGGACGAGAUCCUUCCUUGUUCAAGAGUAGCAUGUCGGCGCUAUCCAAACUGAACUUGUGGGAAAACGAGAUCAGAGAGGCAACGAAUGACAAAGAUAUGCCGGACAUCAUAUCGGCUGCGAGGUUUCUCUUGGAGAACCAAGGCUUGCUGAUGGAUGAAAUUGACAAUAGUGACAGAGCAAAGAGACAGUUGCUUCCGACAGAUAUCAUCGCAAUAGAUAGUGAUGAAGAAGAAGAAGAUGAUGAUGAUGAUGAUCUACCAGAUAUAAUUAGUCCGACUUUAAUGAGAACACCUACGUGUACUUUGAAGUCAAAACGUCCCGUAAAAGGCAUCAAAGGACUGCAUAGGCUGAAACCGUACUCAAGGCCUACAUCAACGGUUACAAGUGCAAGCAGCACAAGCAGUACAUUGUCAGAAACGGUUUGGGAAAAGAGAGAAAAUGAGAUGCUGGUGGCUCAUCAGAGAGAACUUUCUAAAGCUAAGCAAGAGGCAAGAGACGAACUGUUAUUAUGUAUAAUAUGUCUAUCAGCCGAGAAAGAUCACACACUAGUUCCUUGCGGACACACCUUUUGCAAAGACUGUUCACAUAAGAGUAAAGCUAAGGGAAAGUGCUUCUUUUGCAUGGCAAAAGUAAAAUCGUGUGUGAAAAUGAGGUUAACAGACUAA
Mercenaria mercenaria is the source of this 1099-nucleotide messenger RNA. RefSeq lists its product as uncharacterized. The coding region runs from base 272 to 1099 and encodes 275 amino acids. The record is from RefSeq and is a predicted model, not a curated record. NCBI's taxonomy places the organism in Eukaryota, Metazoa, Mollusca, Bivalvia, Venerida, Veneridae. The transcript has 2 exons.